AUGUCGUGGGGUGGAUGUUUGUCUUCGGAAGCUCCGUGCACACACCACGUUCUGGUCUCUGCUACAGAGCAUUUAGAGAGUAGUAUUAUUAUGAAGGACAUGGGUGUAGAAAGUUCAACUGGCGUGGAGUCCACCUGCUCCACCAACGGUAGGGAUACUGUUUUUGGAUACUCCGAUACAAGUACAGCGAACGGAACUAAAACGGGCACACCCGAUCGGGUCCACCAACGGGCCGAGGUCUUUCCAUUAAAGGUCCCGGCUAGACUACGUUUCAUCCCUGGCUAUACUACGGGAAUUAAGCAGCACAUUGCACUAUCAGCACCGGAAAUGCGCCAUCAGACCCGGCGCGUCAAACUCAAACGGUGCAUCCGUGCAGAAGUACGUGCUUUCAUCUCCGGUGGUCUUUUGUACGGCAGUACCGAAGACUACUGGAGGUGGCUCUACUUGUACGAUAUUGUCUACGUAGUUCCCAAUGUGCCCAAGUACUCAUGUAUACUUGUACUUACAAAAGACCCGCCAAAAGUACGUGUCCCCACUAUCAUGUCUAUUGUGAUUGGUCCGGGGAAUCAACCCCCGACCGACCCGCGGGCGCUUCCAUCGGCAGGUCGCCGCAUAGGGAAAGCGCAAGCUGUGAUUGGUCGGAGUGAAAAGCAGAAUUCAUCAUUUGAUUUAUUUUUAUCGGCGACCACAGCAAGUCAACAAAAAGGAUAUAGGAGGGAAAAGGAAAGCAAAAUAGUACAAGUAUAG
Aspergillus ruber CBS 135680 is the source of this 747-nucleotide messenger RNA. RefSeq lists its product as uncharacterized. Bases 1 to 747 code for a protein of 248 amino acids. The transcript is spliced from 5 exons. The record is from RefSeq and is a predicted model, not a curated record. Lineage: Eukaryota; Fungi; Ascomycota; Eurotiomycetes; Eurotiales; Aspergillaceae.